Pygocentrus nattereri (red-bellied piranha) is the source of this 3440-nucleotide messenger RNA. It is a transcript of the gene cbx7a, whose product is annotated as chromobox homolog 7a. Gene Ontology annotation, biological process: negative regulation of transcription by RNA polymerase II. Bases 148 to 1392 code for a protein of 414 amino acids. Gene Ontology annotation, cellular component: PRC1 complex. The transcript is spliced from 6 exons. The record is from RefSeq and is a predicted model, not a curated record. NCBI's taxonomy places the organism in Eukaryota, Metazoa, Chordata, Actinopteri, Characiformes, Serrasalmidae.
AAAGAGAGCGAGAGAGAGAGAGAGCGAGUGACUGAGAACGAGAGAGAGAGAGAGAGAGAGAGCGAGUGACUGAGAACGAGAGAGAGAGAGAGCGCGAGCUGUAGAAAGUCGUAGUGCGCGCUGCGCUGCUGAGCUGAGCUGGUCCGGAUGGAGCUGUCAUCGCUCGGCGAGCAAGUGUUCGCUGUGGAGUCCAUCACCAAGAAGAGAGUUCGGAAGGGAAAUGUGGAAUAUCUACUGAAGUGGCAAGGAUGGCCCCCAAAAUACAGCACAUGGGAGCCAGAGGAAAACAUACUGGAUCCUCAGCUUGUUCUUGCCUUUGAAGAAAAGGAGGAGAAGGACAGAGCCCAGGCUCACAGGAGGAAAGGGCUGAGGCCCAGAAGACUCAUCUUACGGAACAUCUACACUAUGGAACUACGAAGUGCUCACAAACUCCCAGAGAAGCCCACCCCCCGAAUCCGCCUUUCACUCACCCGCGCUGUGGGGGCAGAGCUAGACCAGAAUGGGCGUCGCUACAGGACAAGGGAAGGCGGAGUCUAUCACCACAGGCAUGAGAAGCGCAAGAGUAGGCACUAUUCAUCCAAACCGCCGGUCAUUGCCGAAAAUCCACGGCAACGACCUUUGACCCAUCAAAAAGACAUUAUGGAGGAGGAGGAGUGGGAGGACGAGGAGAAGGAGGGAAAAGAGCAGGAGAAGAGAAAGAAGAAGAAGACAGAAAAAGACGAUGAGAAAACAACAUACUCACGUCAUGACAUUCCAAGUGCCCAAGAGAUGACCGGAGACCACAUCCCUUCAGCAAAACAGAAAGCUGUCGUCAUGGCCAACCAGUCAGAACACUGCGCUUUGUCAUGUGAACGCGGGGACCAGCUAACCAAGCAUGUCCACACCGAGACCAUUUCAGUUCAGAGACUAACAGACCAAUCAGCGGUCAGCACAAUCACAGAAACACAUGAGCCAAUCAAAGACAGGUCAGGAGGCGUGGCGUCUGCACCAGUGUCGCAUAAUGAGACUAAAAUUGACCAAUCACUGAAGAGCAGCUCAGAAUUGGUUUAUUCAGCAAAAGAAGUGGGUUUGAUUGACAGGGUCCAAAAGCGAGCUUCAGUAAUCUGCUUGAUUGACAGCUGUAUGCAGGACCAGGUGAAAGAGGCAGGUCAGACAGACGUGUCGGCGGACAGUACAGAGAAAGAGACAGAUGAGGAUGAGGUCACAGCCGAGUGUACGACUACUUUACAGCUGAGUGCUGAGGUCAGGACAGACCAGUCGCAGGGACCUGGCAGCACAGAGCAUCCUGGGAAGGUGAUCGUGACCGACGUGACUAUUAACUGUGUGACUGUGACGUUUAAAGAGGCCAUGACCGCAGAAGGGUUCUUCAGUGGCUACGGCCUGCAGGUCUGAGAGGCAGUGAAAAAUAGGAGACAGGCAUCAGAAUUACAGCUGUUGAAGGAAUGUUGUGGCAAAAAAUAUGUUUCCCCACUUACUCCAGAUGUAGUCAAUUGGUACAUCAAUACAUGACUACAAAUUUAGUUUCUUUAGUUUAGAACUGGAGCAGGGAGGCUAACAUUGCUAACACGAGAACUCAGUGGUCAUCAAAGUCAUUUCUGUAAACAUGCAUCACCAAAACUCUCAGCCUGCUUUGAGGCAUCCAGGUCUUCAAUAAGGUUGUGUGAACUAUUAUGGACAGUAACAAUGAACAAAACUUCAGGGAGACACAUUAAACAACAUGGUCUGUUUUCACGUCAGGAAAAAGACCGUAGCUGCUUCCCAAAUUCAGGGGCUGCAUCCUUUGGAAGCUGCAUUUGAAGGCUUGCGUCACACAGCGUGACUUGUCCAUCCCAUUUCCAAGGCUCCUUCACAUGUGUGCUUAUUUCCCGUGGUAAUGAAGGACCCAACGGAUGGACCCUUCGCCCUCCAGUAUAUCCCGAGGUUCAUUGUGUGUCCGCGAACAUAGCUGAGGAGCAAACUGCAGGUUUACUUUUAAAUGAAUGUAUUGGGUUAAACUGAUUCGAAUAGCUAAUGAUACAGAUGUUAAAAAAGCCAGGGAAUGUGGUCUGACGCAAGACUUAUUCUAACAUUUCGUUUUGUUUUAGGGAGCAAGGAGCAGACAGAGAGAAGCACCUCCAGCUCUAAUCAAGGAAAAAAAAUCUUUGAAGAACUUUAAAAUAACUUUGUCAGAGUGGCAUUUUGUGACGCACCGCUAAGGUCAGGAAAAGCGGUACUGUGACACCAGCAGGAAAUCUGCCAUAAAAUAGACUGAUUCAUUUCAGUUCAGCCUCCACAGGACAUGCCGUCGUAGACUGCAUCCUUCGAAGAAUGCAGCCCCUAAAUUGGGACACAGUGAAUGACCAUCAUAAAUAUGGAGGAAUCCGAUUGAACAUCAGUCCUGCUUUGUCAGUACUAGACCUCAUAAUAGUUCACAAUAUGCCGUAUUCUAAACCACAUCAAGACUGCACAACCUUAAUGAAGACCUGGAUGCAGUUCGAGCAGGUUGAAAGUUUUGGUUGUUGUAUUUUUACAGAAACUGUGCUCUUUGGGUGUUAGCGACAUUAGCCUCGCUUUGCCAGUUCUAAACUAAUGAAGCCCAAUUUGGACACCAAUCACGUCUUGACUGAUCGACUACGUUUGGGCAAAGAGUAAAAUUGGGUAAGUCUGAUUUUUGAACGGUUUCUUUAAAGGAAUCCUUCACCUCUAAUUGUAAACAUGGCUAAAAAAUCUGUGAGUGCUAAUAAGGACAAGCUUGCUUUUUCCUUUUAAUACUUACCGGCACCUGCUAACUUUACUAGCAGUGUAUUAGCAAUGCUAGCCGUUCUAGGUGAACAUGAGAGAGGGAGAGAUUUCCACAGCGGUUGAUUGAUCUGUCAGUGUAGUGAGGUCUUUCAAUAUUUAUCCUUUACAGAUGCUCUCAUUCAUGUCUGAAGGCUUUUCUUGGUUUUUCUCUCUUCGUUUUAGUCAAAGAGUGAAUAAUCGGUGAAGGAUUUUUGAUCAUGUUCAGUGUUGCUGACAGUGAAGCCUUAAAUGCACGCAAACACAAACAUUUGCUCUCAAAGCAUAGUCUGUGUUACUGUUCUAACAAAAUGGAAAAAAAAAUGGUUAAAAAAAGUUUACGUAGCUGACAUUACUACUUUGUAGAGUCUAUAGCUCUGUGCGACCUGUCCAGGUGGGCUGGAGAAAGGCAAAGGCUUACCUGGCUCAGGUUUGUCCUACCUGUGGCAAGAGUGUGCACCCUCAUUGUGCUUCAAGGCCUUCCUGCAUUUUUAAAGAGACAGUAUCAGUUUACAUUACAAAACACUGCUGCAGAUGCUGUACUGAAGCAUAGGCCCUGUUCGCAAACGAAUCCAGUGUGCUUUCGAUGUAUUUAUAGCAUGUAUCCAGCUGAAUUUAACUUAUGCGAUCGGUUAAUGUGGUGGAACUUCCAAAAAAAAAAAAAAAAAAAAAAAAAAAAAAGA